GUUCUGGCACUCAGGGUGUGCCAGGAGGGUUCUGCCUGGACUGCUGGAGUGACAGGUGUUAUUGGAGUCCAGUAGACAGGCAGCUAUGGGGCUGCUGACAGGGGAUGUGUUGCUGUCCCUGGCUUUGGCCACCGCCAUAUUCCUGCUCCUAGUGGACCUCAUGCACCGGCGCCCACGCUGGGCUGCACGCUACCCACCAGGCCCCAUGUCACUACCAGGGCUGGGCAACCUGCUGCAGGUGGACUUCCAGGACAUACCCUACUGCUUUGGCCAGCUGCGGCGCCGCUUCGGGAACGUGUAUAGCCUGCAGCUGGCCUCGAGGCCGGCGGUCGUGCUCAACGGGCUGGAGGCCAUGCGCGAGGCGCUAGUGAAGCACAACGAGGACACUGCGGACCGGCCGCCUUCGCCCGUUUUUGAUCACCUGGGCUACAGCCCACACGCCCAAGGGGUGAUCAUGGCGCGCUACGGUCCUGCAUGGCGCGAGCAGCGGCGCUUCUCCUUGUCCACUCUGCGCUUCUUCGGUCUGGGCAAGAAGUCGCUGGAGCUGUGGGUGACCGAGGAGGCCGCCUGCCUGUGUGCCGCCUUCGCAGACCACGCCGGACGGCCCUUUAGCCCCAGCGAGCUCCUGAACAAAGCGGUGGGCAACGUGAUCGCGUCCCUCACCUACGGACGCCGCUUCGAGUACGACGACCAGCGCUUCCUCAGACUAAUGGAAUUGACUGAGGAGCGACAUCGGCAGGAAUCUGGCUAUCUGAUGCAGGUGGUGAUGGCUGUCCCCGCGCUCCUGCGCAUCCCGGCGCUGGCUGUCAAGAUCAUCUCUGCACGGAAGGCUUUCAUGGCCCUGCUGGAUGAGCUGGUGACCGAGCACAGGAUGACCCGGGACCCGGCCCAGCCACCCCGAGACCUGACUGAUGCCUUCCUGGCCGAGGUGGAGAAGACCAAGGGAAACCCCGAGAGCAGCUUCAAUGAUGAGAACCUGCGCCUGGUGGUGGCUGACCUGUUCUCCGCUGGGAUGGUGACCACCUCCACCACGCUGGACUGGGCCCUCCUGCUCAUGAUCCUGCACCCGGAUGUGCAGCGUGAGCCCGGCUGGGGUCUGGAGGGGCGGCCGAGGGAGGAG
This is a messenger RNA of Propithecus coquereli (Coquerel's sifaka), 1120 nucleotides long. RefSeq names its product cytochrome P450 2D17. The transcript has 6 exons. The record is from RefSeq and is a predicted model, not a curated record. Gene Ontology annotation, cellular component: intracellular membrane-bounded organelle; cytoplasm. Lineage: Eukaryota; Metazoa; Chordata; Mammalia; Primates; Indriidae. Gene Ontology annotation, molecular function: iron ion binding; oxidoreductase activity, acting on paired donors, with incorporation or reduction of molecular oxygen, reduced flavin or flavoprotein as one donor, and incorporation of one atom of oxygen; heme binding. The annotation marks the transcript as partial. Gene Ontology annotation, biological process: xenobiotic metabolic process; arachidonate metabolic process.